This is a messenger RNA of Saccoglossus kowalevskii, 1206 nucleotides long. RefSeq names its product histamine H2 receptor-like. Gene Ontology annotation, molecular function: G protein-coupled receptor activity. Gene Ontology annotation, cellular component: plasma membrane. Gene Ontology annotation, biological process: positive regulation of MAPK cascade; adenylate cyclase-activating adrenergic receptor signaling pathway. The record is from RefSeq and is a predicted model, not a curated record. Lineage: Eukaryota; Metazoa; Hemichordata; Enteropneusta; Harrimaniidae.
AUGGAUGAUCAGCUCAUACCAACAUCACCAACAUUGGUUGAACAAGCUGAAAACGUUGAUCACACUCCGGAGCCUGGAGACGUAACUUCCUAUUCUCUGCAAUCGACAAUCCCGUUAGCAACCAUUCUAGUUGCUAUUAUUCUCAUCACCCUACUCGGGAAUGCUUUGAUAUUUUACGCAUUGCUUAAAUACAAGCGUCUACGCACUCCGUCCAACCUAAUCAUCACAAGUUUAGCCAUCUCCGAUUUUGUAACUGGGCUUAUCGUGAUGCCGAUUCGUGCCGUGUAUCACUUGUCUGGGCAGUGGUAUUUGGGUGAAACAUUGUGUAAUCUUUGGAUCUCGGUGGAUCUACUCUGCGCUAUAGCAUCCAUGUUGAACUUAGUGCUGAUAACAAUCGACCGUUUUCUUGCAAUAAAGUCACCGUUCCAAUAUAAAUUCUGGAUGUCGAAACCAAGGGUCUGUUGCGCGAUAGUGACCCUGUGGACGUUUGCCCUUGUUUUCUCGUUCACCACUGUCUUUGCUGGCUGGAACACGACAAAUGACCUCAAUGAUAAUUUCAUCCAAACAGAAAACGGCGCGCUCUGCAUACUACAAUGGAGCACCUCCGCCGUUAUGUGUUACGCAUUACUUUCAUUCGGGUUGCCUCACUUCCUGAUGAUUUGCAUACUUUUCCAGAUUUACAAGGCAACCAGGUUACGGAAACUUCGUGUUCACAUUGCAAUGGAAAAUCAAACUGACAGCUCAGCCACAGCACAACGCGAGAGUAACGAAAAUACGCUGGGUGCAUCAAAGGAUUCCAUUGAAGCGCGCGCGUGCAAAAAACUUGGAAUAAUUAUGGGAGUAUUUAUAGUAUGUUGGACACCAUACUUCACAGUUCAAUGUAUAAAGGUGUUUUGUCAGUUUUGCAUCAAUCCAAUCUUUUUCAAGAUAUCGUGUUGGCUCGCCACAUGCGACGCGGCUAUCAUACCAGCCUUGUAUAUACGGCUUAACGCCGGAUUCCGUCGGGUCUUUGUCAAUUUUCUCGCUCGUUAUUUUUUCUGCAUGGAUGACAUAGCUGUUUUUGACGAAAGCUCAAACUCCGUCACAAAUACUAAUAUAACAAUUCCGUCCUUUCGAUCGACUGUCAGUGAAACUUGUGUUCUACCACCGCCACAAUCCCCAUCGACCUUCGCACAACGUGAGGAACAGUUGCCUCCUAUAAACUGA